Hemibagrus wyckioides is the source of this 2316-nucleotide messenger RNA. RefSeq names its product solute carrier family 10 member 7 (gene slc10a7). Gene Ontology annotation, cellular component: plasma membrane. The transcript has 13 exons. The record is from RefSeq and is a predicted model, not a curated record. Bases 271 to 1284 code for a protein of 337 amino acids. Lineage: Eukaryota; Metazoa; Chordata; Actinopteri; Siluriformes; Bagridae.
CAGUCAUUACGGUAAUAAUGGCGCUUCGCUUAUGUGUCCGGAAGUGUUUUCGAAAGCUCGGCCAAAUCCCAAAUAUUUUCCUUAUCCCCUCUAAACGUGCACUACUUAGGGUUUGAAAGAAUGGCGUAUUCCGGCUAAGUAGUGCUCUAGGUGUCAGAAAGGAAGUGGUUUAGGAUCGAGCCGUUGUAGAACUGACGUUCCACAGUUGGUUACGGGGACCGGCGGAGAGUUUGGUGUGGACUGGCGGCGAUUUAACGGGACUGCUCCGGUAUGGGCCUGUUAGCGCGCGUGCGGAAGGAAUGGUUCAUUGUCGGUAUCGCGCUCGCGAUCGCUUCGGCCAAGCUCGCGCCGUCCGUCGGGGUGAAAGGAGGUCCUCUUCGGCCCGAGAUCACCAUCACCUACAUAGCAGUGUCCGCCAUCUUCUUUAACAGUGGUCUGUCCUUAAAGACUGAGGAGUUGGCGAGUGCUUUAUUGCACGUGAAGUUACAUCUGUUUGUUCAGACAUUCACUCUGGUCUUUUUCCCUGUGGCCAUCUGGGCUCUUCUCAAAGUCCUGGCACUCACUGCAAUUAAUGAAUGGCUUCUUAAAGGGUUACAGACAGUGGGUUGUAUGCCUCCUCCUGUGUCCUCUGCCGUCAUCCUCACUAAAGCUGUUGGGGGAAAUGAGGCUGCAGCUAUUUUCAACUCGGCGUUUGGGAGCUUUCUAGGGAUCGUUGUCACACCGCUGCUGCUGUUGCUGUUUCUUGGAUCAUCCUCCGCAGUACCAUUCUCCUCCAUAUUCUCUCAGCUCUUCAUGACCGUAGUUGUCCCUCUUAUAGUUGGGCAGGUGUGUAGGAGGUUCCUGAGGGAGUGGCUGGAGAGGCGGAAGCCUCCGUUCGGUACAGUGAGCAGCGUCGUUCUGCUCAUGAUCAUAUACACCACAUUCUGUGACACGUUCUCCAACCCAGACAUCGAGCUGGACCACCUCAGCCUCCUCAUCAUUGUCUUCAUCAUUUUUACCAUUCAGUUCACAUUCAUGUUACUGACUUUCUUCUUGUCUACCAGGAAGUCUUCAGGCUUCACAGCAGCUGAUUCUGUAGCAAUACUUUUUUGCUCUACGCACAAAUCCCUUACUUUGGGUAUCCCCAUGCUGAAGAUUGUAUUCGCAGGCUUUGAGCAUCUCUCGCUCAUAACAGUGCCUCUGCUCAUCUAUCACCCCGCUCAGAUCCUCCUGGGCAGCAUCCUGGUGCCGACCAUCAAAGCCUGGAUGAACACGAGUCAGAAGUCUGCCAUUUUAGUGCAGUAAUCUGCAUGUCUUUACCUCCUCCACAAGUCCGCCCUGAAACUGACCAACCUGCAGCCCAUCUGAGAGAAUUAUAAAUAAAUAUACCACAGACUGAAACAUAACGGAACCCAAAGCUGACUUGACCUGCAGUUCUCUGUCAUCUCUGGUAAAGGAUAAGGGACGUUUACUGGGAUGAAGUGAUGACCAAGUGCCUUAACGCAACUAGCGGGACCUCAGGCAGCUUCAGCGGCUCGCCUCUCUCUCUGUCUCUCUCUCUCUCUCUCUCUCUCUCUCUCUCUCUCUGUGUGUGUGUGUGUGUAUGGUUGCUGUGUGCAUAUAUGUGCAUAUAUAUAUGCGCUCUCUCUCUCUCUCUCUCUCUCUCUCUCUUUGUGUGUGUGUCUGUCUCCUUUUCUUUCUGCAGGGAAAUUAUUUUACGAGCUCAAAGUUAUUCCAUGAGCGUGUUUUUUUUUAAUAAAUGUGAAUGUACAGCUUUAUUUUUAUAUGAAGUGCUUUAUGCUUUGCACACUGACAACACAAUGAGAACAUUUCCUUUUGUUAAAUUGUUUAAUUGUUUUUUUUCCCCCUCCUUAUUUUAUUUUUAAUCAUUAUUAGCGGCCCAGUUGCCUGACCUGUUCGAUCUGUUAUUCAGUUUCAGGUUUUUGUAUGUGUCUCUCUGGUGUAGGGACUUUUAGGUCAGUGUUCUAGACGUUACAGCUGCAAGAUAUGGAAAUAAAUCAUAUUGCUGUUACGUUCGACGUAUUAUGACCUUUAAUUCCAAACCAGGUUAAAGUAAGAGCUGUGUUAUUGGACCAAACAGACUUUUGGAUGUUGUGAUUCCAGACUUUCAGGAUGAUUACUAACAUGUACUGUGUUUACAGGUUUAAGGGUGAAUCUGAAUUUUGUCCUUCUGCAAAAUAUCAGUAUUGCAAAGUUUAAUAUCACUGUAACGAUUAACAAACAAUUUACUGUACAACUUUACUGGGCAUCAGUCUUGUGUUUUUACUGCCACAUUUCCUCAGACAAUAAAACGUGAACAACUGAAUUACAUCCUCA